AUGGCGUCCAAGUAUGCAUUCAGCACGGGGCUGAAGGAGCUGCGGUUUCUGUUCUGCCAGACCAGCGAGCACAGCGCUGCGACACGGACUUUCCUCCAGCGCAGCUACCCCACAAUGAAGAAGCACAACCCGCACACUCCGAUCCUCAUUCGCGAGGCCAGCGGCUUCGAGCCUACGCUCUAUGCGAGAUACAACUUUGGAAAGGAGAAGAAGAUUCAGUUGAAGGGUCUGGACGACAAGUCGAUCGAGCAGAAGGUCUCCGAGCUUGUGCAGGCUGAGUCGGCAUAG
Boeremia exigua is the source of this 288-nucleotide messenger RNA. RefSeq names its product thioredoxin-like protein. Bases 1 to 288 code for a protein of 95 amino acids. The transcript has 3 exons. The record is from RefSeq and is a predicted model, not a curated record. Lineage: Eukaryota; Fungi; Ascomycota; Dothideomycetes; Pleosporales; Didymellaceae.